CUGUGGUCGGACUGACCUGAUCAUUUCUGUACACUUGUUUGUUGUUCUUUGAUCGUCAUUUUCACAAUGACAGACAUCUUUGUGUACUCUUGUCUUCUUUCUGCUCUGAGUAUUGUGGAGAUGAAGCCUCUCAUCAUUGGUGGCCGUGUUGGGGAAAAUGUGACAUUCAGAUGCUCAGAGUGGAAUACUUGGAUGAAUGUAGAAUCUAAUGAUAAAUACUUUUGUAAUAGUCCAUGCACAGAAGACAAACACAUUAUCAUCAAAGCAGCAUUUGGAGAGACUAAACAUAAAAACAGAAUAAAGUUGACUAACAGAGCAAAAGGUUUAGUUGUAACCUUCAGUAAUCUCCAAAAGUCAGACUCUAAGACAUAUUAUUGUGGAGUGGUGAGAUUUGCCCGUGAUUCAUUUAUAAUGGUGAAUCUUAAAGUUACAGAUGCUGAGUCUUCAAGUCCCAAGACAACCCCUGAAACAGUCAUUGAUGGUUCUACUCCCUCAUUUGCUGUAUCAAACAGCUCCCAUGAGUCUUUAAGCAGCUCAGAAAUGAUAACUGAUAUGGCUAGAUCAUACAUGACAACAACACCUACUGCAUCAGCAACACAAGGAGCCGGAAGUGUACCAUAUUUGAUCAUAGGUGUCAUUGUCAUAAUAACCAUACUGAUGGUCUUACUGAAGCUUAUGAGGAAGAUGAGAAUGAAACAACUGAAAUUUGUGUCAAGUGCUGAUACACCAAAGGAAGACGUACCAGAAGAGGUUGAAUGUGAUGAAAUCAGACCUGAGGAAUGGACUGACCCAGACUUUCUCUAUGCUAAUUAUUCCUUCCACCAAGAAUCUGCAGCUGAGAGUGGUAAAACCUAUUCAGAAGGUGUUUCUUUAAAUUCAACUUCCAGGUUUUAUGUCAUUUCAAGGGGGUCGUGUGCAGAGAGCAGAGUCACAGAUACCCGAUGUAACUCUGUUGUGUACUCUGUUGUUCAACUUCCCAAAGAGCAAACUUGGCAAUCUGAACCAAAUCAAUCUGAAAGCAACUAAAAUGACUCCAUCUAUUCCCUGGCUCGCUGACACAGGCAACCAAAAGGAGGCUGCCGUGGUCAAAAUGAACUUUCUUGAUCAAGUCAGGACAGUGAAGAAAAGGAA
This is a messenger RNA of Perca fluviatilis (European perch), 1131 nucleotides long. RefSeq names its product CMRF35-like molecule 9. The coding region runs from base 67 to 1026 and encodes 319 amino acids. The transcript has 6 exons. NCBI's taxonomy places the organism in Eukaryota, Metazoa, Chordata, Actinopteri, Perciformes, Percidae. The record is from RefSeq and is a predicted model, not a curated record.